CACACCUAUACCUACCUUUGGGGUCAGUGGUACAGAAGCAACAGUGCAGCAGUAAAGAAUCUUCAUCAACACACCUGUCUUCUGGUCACCUCUGCAGCUCGGAGCAGACAAAAUGACACAGGAUUAUUCUGGGUUCCCCUUAGUUAGGAAUGUGUUUAACAAUGGCACGGUGGCCCUCAACAACCCGGCGGAUAUCUCCGUCAUUGUGAUCUACUUUUUGGUUGUCUUGGCAGUCGGAGUAUGGGCUAUGGUGAGCACAAACCGAGCCACAGUAGGUGGAUUCUUCCUGGCAGGAAGAAGCAUGGUGUGGUGGCCUAUUGGGGCAUCUCUAUUUGCCAGCAACAUUGGCAGUGGGCAUUUUGUCGGCAUUGCAGGGACUGCGGCUGCAGCUGGAAUUGCCAUUGGCGGAUUUGAAUGGAAUGCCCUUGUGGUGGUGAUCCUUCUUGGAUGGCUCUUUGUGCCCAUUUACAUCAAAGCUGGGGUGGUGACCAUGCCAGAGUACUUGAAGAAGAGGUUCGGAGGGCAGCGCAUCCGCAUCUAUCUCUCAGUGCUCUCACUCUUCCUCUAUGUCUUCACUAAGAUCUCAGCGGAUAUGUUCUCUGGAGCCAUCUUUAUUAACCAGGCUCUGGGGCUGAAUAUCUACCUAGCUGUGGUUCUCCUACUAAGUAUCACUGCUCUAUACACAGUCACAGGUGGACUGGCUGCAGUGAUCUACACAGACACUUUGCAGACUAUCAUCAUGGUCGUGGGAUCUUUCAUCCUCAUGGGUUAUGCCUUCAAUAAGGUGGGAGGUUAUGAGAACUUCCAGGAACGCUACAUGAUGGCCAUGCCUACUCGGACUGGGGUCAACAUCAGUAAGAGAUGCUACACCCCGAGGCCUGACUCCUUCCACAUCUUCAGGGACGCGGUGACAGGGGACCUGCCCUGGCCAGGCCUGGUGUUUGGUCUCACUGUCCAGGCCACCUGGUAUUGGUGCACUGAUCAGGUGAUUGUCCAGCGCUGUCUAUCUGCCAAAAGUCUGUCUCAUGUCAAGGCUGGCUGCAUCCUGUGUGGCUACCUGAAGCUGUUGCCCAUGUUCGUUAUGGUCUUCCCUGGCAUGAUCAGCCGAAUCCUCUACCCAGACGAGGUGGCGUGUGUGGACCCAGAUGAGUGCCAGACGUACUGUGGUGCCAGCGUGGGCUGCACCAACAUCGCCUAUCCUAAACUAGUGUUAGACCUCAUGCCAAAUGGUCUGCGAGGCCUGAUGCUGUCGGUGAUGAUGGCGUCUCUGAUGAGCUCCCUGACCUCCAUCUUCAACAGUGCCAGCACCCUGUUCACCAUGGACAUCUACACCAAGAUACGCAGCUCUGCCUCCGAGAAGGAACUCAUGAUCGCUGGGAGGGUAUUUAUCCUGGUUCUGAUCGGGGUGAGUAUAGCGUGGAUCCCUGUGGUCCAGUCUGCUCAGAGCGGCCAGCUCUUUGACUACAUCCAGUCCAUCACCAGCUACCUGACCCCGCCCAUCGCAGCCACCUUCGUGCUCGCCGUCUUCUGUAAGCGUGUCAACGAGUCGGGUGUGUUCUAUGGGCUUAUGAUAGGCCUGGCCAUUGGUCUAUCCAGGAUGAUUGCUGAGUUUGCCUAUGGGACGGGCAGCUGUGUGACCCCUACUAACUGUCCUGAGAUCAUUUGUGGGGUCCACUACCUCUACUUCUCCAUCAUUCUGUUCUGCAUUUCGUGCUUGGUGAUACUCACCAUCUCCCUCAUGACCAAACCCAUUGAAGACAAACAUUUGUACCGGUUGUGCUGGAAGCUGAGGAACCACACAGAGGAGAGGUUGGAUCUGGAGAUAGAUGAUUGGACAGAAAACCAAGAAGCAGACUAUAUGGAUAUUGAAGAGCCCACAGAGGAGCCAGGCUGUUGUAAGAAGGCAGUGUUGAACUUCUGUGGUUUGGAAAAGUCGAAUGCUCCCACGCUGAGUGCUGAGGAGCAGGCUGAGCUGCAGAGGAAACUCACAGACACAUCAGAGAAGCCCUUGUGGAGGAAUGUGGUCAAUGCCAAUGGCAUUAUCCUCCUGUGUGUCUGUGUCUUCUUCCACGGUUUCUACGGUUAAACAUCUCCUCAUCCUGGACCUCCACUGCCCUAGAGUCUGGACUGUCUAACCAUAAACUUGAGUAGUCUCGUCUUUCAACCCUGAAAUCCCCCCCAGACUCACGAUGCACUGUACAUGGCAACCUCUCUUACACGCCCUCCCUCUAUCCAUCAUCUGGGGGCCUGAACUGUUUUAUCCACACCCCCGUAACGUGGUCAAUGCUACGACCGCCUUGGCUUCAAGAUACCCUGCUCCAUACCUGUUAGACUGUCCUAGACACUAUCUGGGAGUCACAAAACUCCUUUGUUUGGUGUUCUUUGCUUUGUGGACUUUUACAUUUUGUGUAUGUACGAUGAAUGUGUAAUGAUGAUAAUAAUGAGGAUGAUGAUGCUGAUGGAGGAUCUGAAUAGGACUUAGUGUAAAAUUGUAUCCAAUGUUCACUUUGAUCUUUCUGCCCUUCAUGAAGUUACUAUAGUUUGGUAUAUUGCAACCACUAGGUGGAGCUACAGUAUGAAUAAAUUUAAGAUUGAACAGUAUCAUUACCAAGGGAACACUGUAUAGGCAGUGGAUUUAAUGGCAUUGAGACAUAAAAUGUAAUGGAAUGAGAGGACAAAUACCAUAUACAUGAGCAUGCAGGACAUGUACUAACUUUGUUAUCUAAUUAAUAAUGUAUUCCAUCUUAGUUAGAAAAAAGUUGAACACUAACAUAUUUUUCAGAGAGGGAGGGACGCACCAACUCACACAUUCGAUCUCCUACCUUGAAUCGAGCCUGGUUUUUGUGACGUGCUAUCAAACACAUUUUUUUUGUUGCUAUAUUUAAUGUUUUCUCUAGCUGUCAUUUUGUUUUGCUACGUGCUAAUGAAUGAUAUCUCAAGGAUGGAAGGAGCAGGAAAUCUUCUCAUAAUACUGGAGUAAUAAUCCACUCAAUACACACACACAUACGAGCCAGCCUGCUUGUCACAACACCUGGAGGACCAACAAUGUAAAAUGCCACGGCCAAGGUUGGUUUACACUCUGUUAGUGUAAGUAUACCUGUUGCAAGAAGUAUACCCUAACCCUAGAAUGGUAUUAGAGUUGUUCCAUGUAAUUUCACCAUGACAACCACCAUCUCUGUUUCUAACUAAAGAAAUUGUUAAUUUAAACUGAGUUUAAAUGUAUUUGGCUUAGGUGUAUGUAAACUUCUGACUUCAACUGUAUAUAAAAUUGUUUUAAGAUGGUCAUACCAUGGAUCAUUUAGCUAUUUGAUUUAGAAAUGUAGGACCACUGUAGGUAUUCCAAUUUUCAGGAUGUCUCCUGGUCUGACAAACAGUGCUGGAACUCUGCCACUUUCCAAUACAGAUGCGGACAUAGGCGGAUGUAGUGGAUUGAGACGGAGCCAUGCAAAGAAACAGAUAUCUUUAGCUGAUUAAUUUUGAUGAGGAUUUUUAAGGCCCACAACAUCAAAGAUCCACCACCAUAUUUUACAGUUGGUAUGAGAUUAUUUUCUGUAUAUGCAUCCUUCUUUUGACGCCAAUCCCACUAUUUGACGCCAAAUUUGACGCCAAAUAGAUCUAUUUUCAUGUCAUCCAACAAAUGUAAAUGCCUGGCGUUUGCUAAACAGUACUGGUAAUUGGAUUGGAACCGGUGCUAUGGUCAGAUGACAUGAAAAUAGGGCUCUUUGACCAUGCACACCAGUGGUGGGUUUAGUGUUGAAAGAUGGAAGCAUAUGCAGAGAAAAUACCUACUGUAAAAUAUGAUGGUGGAUCUUUGAUGUUUUGGGUCUAUUUUGCUUCCUCUGAACCUGGGGCCCUUGAUAAGGUCAAUGGAAUCAUGCACUGACACAAAUCACUGAUGAUUGGCUGAAAUAAAUUAAUAAUAAUAAGAUUGUGGGAGCUGUUUUGUAAGACUUCAGUGUAGCUUUUGACAUUGUCGAUAAUAGUCUGCUACUGUUAUGGCUUUACAUCCUCUGCCAUAUCUUGGAUUGGGAGUUACCUAUCUAACAGAACACAGAGGGUCUUCUUUAAUGGAAGCCUCUCUAACGUAAACCAGGUCAAGUUUGGCAUACCUCAAGGUAGCUGUCUUGUCCCCUUGCUUUUUCUAUUUUUUACUAACGACCUAGCCUUGAGUAAAGCCUGUAUGUCUAUGUACGCUGAUAACUCAACAUUACAUACAUACUGUACAUACCCCACAAGACAUGCCACCAGGGGUCUCUUCACAGUGGGAAACACACAGUAUUUCAUAGAGCCAUGACUACAUGGAUCUCUCUAUCACAUCAAGUAACUCAAGUGAGCAGUAAAAUCAGAUUUAAAAAAACAGAUAAAACACCACCUCACAACGCGGACUGUGAAGAGACAUACACAUAUAACAAACACACACUCUACACACACAUUAUAAUGUUGUAUUUCUGUAAUAUUGUACAUUUUAUACUGUACAUUUGUAGUAAUGGAGAAAUGUACAUAUGUAUAUUGCAUUAUAUCUAGUUGAUGCACCGUUUUGUUUAUGAUGUUGGCAAUUUUUUUACUAUGAUGUGUUUGUAACAUUCUUGUUUGGAUCCCAGGAAUCCCAUUCUUGUUUGACACCCUUGUCAGCAGCUAAUGGAAAUUCUCAUAAAUACUCAACUUUAUCAAGUACCAGGACAUUUUAACCCAAAACCUGGUUGCCUCUGCUAGGAGGCUGAAACUUGGCCGCAAGAUAUUAACCCCAAGCACACAUCAAAAUCUACAAAGAAAUUGUUAAUUGGCCUGUAUGCUCUCGUUGGCUGGCCCUCGCUUCAUAUUCGUCGCCAAACCCACUGGCUCCAGGUCUUCUAUAAGUCUUUGCUAGGUAAAGCCCUACCUUAUCUCAGCUCACUGGUCACCAUAGUAACACCCACCCAUGUGCUCCAGCAGGUAUAUUUCACUGGUCAUCCCCAAAGCUAACACCUCCUUCCAAUUCUCUGCUGCCAAUGACUGUAACGAAUUGCAAAAAUCACUGAAGCUGGAGACUUAUAUCUCCCUCACUAAUUUCAAGCAUCAGCUGUCAGAGCAGCUUACCAAUCCCUGUACCUGUACACAGCCCAUCUGUAAAUAGCACACCGAACUACCUCAUCCCCAUAUUGUAAUUGUUUUUCUCUUUUGCACCUCAGUAUCUCUACUUGCACAUCAUCAUCUGCACAUCUAUCACUCCACGGUCUCGUGUGGCUCAGUUGGUAGAGCAUGGCGCUUGCAACGCCAGGGUUGUGGGUUCAAUUCCCACGGGGGGACCAGGGUUCAAUUCCCACGGGGGGACCAGGAUGAAUAUGUAUGAACUUUCCAAUUUGUAAGUCGCUCUGGAUAAGAGCGUCUGCUAAAUUACUUAAAUGUAAUUGUUUCGCCUCUAUGACCUAUUUAUUGCCUUACCUCCCUAAUCUUACUACAUUUGCACACACUGUACAUAGAUUUUUGUGUUAUUGACUGUACGUUUGUUUAUCCCAUGUGUAACUCUGUUGUUUUUCUCGCACUGCUUUGUUUUAUCUUGGCCAGGUCGCAGUUGUAAAUGAGAAAUUGUUCUCAACUGGCCUACCUGGUUAAAUAAAGGUGAAAUAAAAAAUAUUAUUUGGCCACAACUUCAAGGUGGGUGCUGGAGAACUAGACAAGGGUGCCAGUAAUUUUGACUCCUAUCUUCUUGAGUAAAAAAAAAUAUUACUUGUUAAACAAAAUAUUAUUCUUUAAGCAAUUGUAUUAGUAUAAAAUAAAACAAUAAAAAAUGAGCAGACAAUAUAGAUCAGUAUGUGUUAUUUAUUUAAUAUAGUCUUUUCUGCUCCUCUUUAUCAAUGUUGCCAAUCAUUUUGGUUGUGACUACAUCAUACAUUAUUAUCUCUAUUUCUCUACAGAUUAUGUUGUGUCAUAACUCUUUAGUUUCUUUUCAUCAUAACAACAAAAUGAUGGCAUCUUAAUGUUUGUGUAGAAAGACACAGAUAUUCCUCUUUCACAGCCAAAGUACAAAGAAUCAAGCAACUUUAAUGACAUGUUCGCUCAAUGUGUGCCUUAUAUGAAAACACACAGAUGUUCUUUAUACUUCAUGUGUGUUGUGUUAAAUAUGAGGGAUUUGUUUUGUGCGAUAGCUUACAUAAGAUAUUCUACAUUUGAAU
This is a messenger RNA of Salvelinus fontinalis (brook trout), 6152 nucleotides long. Its product is annotated as sodium/glucose cotransporter 1-like. The transcript has 14 exons. Gene Ontology annotation, cellular component: plasma membrane. Gene Ontology annotation, molecular function: D-glucose:sodium symporter activity. Bases 113 to 2086 code for a protein of 657 amino acids. Gene Ontology annotation, biological process: transmembrane transport; sodium ion transport. The record is from RefSeq and is a predicted model, not a curated record. NCBI's taxonomy places the organism in Eukaryota, Metazoa, Chordata, Actinopteri, Salmoniformes, Salmonidae.